This is a messenger RNA of Populus trichocarpa (black cottonwood), 2787 nucleotides long. Its product is annotated as beta-galactosidase 13. The record is from RefSeq and is a predicted model, not a curated record. Gene Ontology annotation, biological process: carbohydrate metabolic process. Gene Ontology annotation, molecular function: carbohydrate binding; beta-galactosidase activity. Gene Ontology annotation, cellular component: cell wall; vacuole. The transcript is spliced from 19 exons. The coding region runs from base 153 to 2669 and encodes 838 amino acids. Lineage: Eukaryota; Viridiplantae; Streptophyta; Magnoliopsida; Malpighiales; Salicaceae.
ACCUUCAUUGUCAGCUGCCGGGUUCCUCCUCCUUCGAAACCGAAGAGGAGUAUCUGCCCUUAAGAUUGGGUCAUAAGAGAGGGAAAAACAACUGCGCGCUCUUCCUUUUUUUUUUUUUUUUUUUGAGUUUUGGUUCUUUAAGAGAGGUAAAGAUGGCGGUAAAAUGCCAUGUUCUUUUGAUUGCUUCACUUCUUUCCUUGCUGCUUACGUCGGUCAUUGCUCAUGGAGAUAAAAAAAAGGGUGUGACUUAUGAUGGGAGGUCCUUGAUCAUCAAUGGCAAAAGAGAGCUUCUCUUCUCUGGCUCCAUUCACUAUCCUCGCAGUACUCCUGAAAUGUGGCCAGAACUAAUCCAGAAGGCUAAGCGUGGAGGUUUGAAUGUAAUCCAAACUUACGUCUUUUGGAAUAUUCACGAGCCUGAGCAGGGCAAGUUUAAUUUUGAAGGAUCAUAUGACCUGGUGAAGUUCAUCAAGACGAUUGGGGAGAAUGGUAUGUCUGCAACCAUCAGGCUUGGACCAUUCAUCCAGGCUGAAUGGAACCAUGGAGGGCUCCCAUAUUGGUUGAGAGAGAUUCCAGACAUCAUAUUCCGUUCAGACAACGCACCCUUCAAGCUUCAUAUGGAGAGAUUCGUUACAAUGAUCAUCAACAAGUUGAAAGAAGAGAAAUUGUUUGCAUCACAAGGAGGUCCCAUCAUCUUGGCUCAGAUUGAAAAUGAGUACAACACUGUCCAACUUGCAUAUAGAAACUUGGGAGUUAGCUAUGUUCAGUGGGCAGGAAAUAUGGCUCUGGGGCUGAAAACAGGAGUCCCAUGGGUCAUGUGCAAGCAGAAGGAUGCUCCUGGUCCAGUGAUCAAUACGUGCAAUGGAAGGCACUGCGGAGAUACCUUCACAGGCCCCAAUAGUCCUGAUAAACCAUCUCUAUGGACUGAGAACUGGACUGCUCAAUUUAGAGUUUUUGGAGAUCCCCCAUCUCAAAGAUCAGCAGAAGAUACUGCAUUUUCAGUUGCUCGUUGGUUUUCAAAGAAUGGUAGUCUGGUCAACUACUACAUGUACCAUGGUGGGACAAACUUUGAUAGAACUGCUGCCUCAUUUGUAACAACCCGCUACUAUGAUGAAGCUCCUCUUGAUGAAUAUGGUUUGCAGAGGGAACCAAAAUGGGGUCACCUCAAGGACCUUCAUAGGGCUCUAAAUCUAUGCAAGAAGGCUCUUCUAUGGGGAACCCCUAAUGUUCAAAGGUUAUCUGCUGAUGUAGAGGCUCGGUUCUUUGAGCAACCUAGAACCAACGAUUGCGCCGCUUUCUUGGCCAACAACAACACGAAAGAUCCAGAAACUGUUACAUUCAGGGGUAAGAAGUAUUACCUUCCAGCCAAAUCCAUCAGCAUCCUCCCAGAUUGCAAGACUGUCGUUUAUAAUACCAUGACGGUUGUGUCACAACAUAAUUCAAGAAACUUUGUGAAAUCAAGAAAAACAGACGGAAAACUUGAAUGGAAGAUGUUUUCAGAAACCAUUCCAUCUAACCUUCUAGUAGAUUCCAGGAUCCCAAGAGAACUUUAUAACUUAACUAAAGAUAAAACCGACUACGCUUGGUUCACCACGACCAUAAAUGUGGAUCGUAAUGACCUGUCAGCACGAAAAGAUAUCAAUCCAGUUUUAAGAGUUGCAAGUCUUGGCCAUGCAAUGGUUGCUUUUAUAAAUGGGGAAUUUAUAGGUUCUGCACAUGGGAGCCAAAUUGAGAAGAGCUUUGUCCUCCAGCAUUCUGUGAAGUUGAAGCCUGGGAUUAAUUUUGUUACACUCUUGGGCUCUCUAGUUGGACUCCCAGAUAGCGGAGCCUACAUGGAGCAUAGGUACGCUGGACCUCGCGGUGUCUCAAUCCUAGGUUUGAACACUGGAACACUUGAUCUGUCAUCCAAUGGUUGGGGACAUCAGGUUGCCUUGUCGGGAGAGACAGCAAAAGUGUUCACAAAGGAAGGGGGGAGGAAGGUAACAUGGACCAAAGUCAAUAAGGACGGACCUCCUGUUACUUGGUACAAGACUCGCUUUGAUGCUCCUGAAGGAAAAUCCCCUGUUGCUGUCCGGAUGACCGGUAUGAAGAAGGGUAUGAUUUGGAUCAAUGGCAAGAGCAUCGGUCGUUACUGGAUGAAUUACAUCUCCCCUCUUGGAGAGCCUACUCAAUCAGAAUAUCACAUCCCAAGAUCUUACUUAAAACCAACAAACAACCUUAUGGUUAUAUUGGAGGAGGAGGGAGCAAGCCCUGAGAAGAUUGAGAUCCUAACUGUCAAUAGAGAUACCAUCUGUAGCUACGUGACUGAAUAUCAUCCACCAAAUGUGAGAUCCUGGGAAAGGAAGAAUAAAAAAUUCACACCUGUUGCGGAUGAUGCAAAACCAGCAGCUCGCUUAAAGUGUCCAAACAAGAAGAAGAUUGUUGCGGUGCAGUUUGCAAGCUUUGGUGAUCCUUCGGGUACCUGUGGAAACUUUGCUGUUGGAACUUGUGAUUCACCUAUUUCCAAGCAAGUUGUUGAGCAGCAUUGCUUGGGAAAAACUAGCUGUGAUAUUCCAAUGGACAAAGGGCUUUUUAACGGAAAGAAAGACAACUGUCCAAAUUUGACCAAGAAUCUGGCCGUUCAAGUGAAGUGCAGCAACAAGGGUCCCAAGCGUUCUGCAAACCAGGCUUAAACAUCAUAUGCCUAGAACAAUUUUAUUGUGGUUUCAAGGACAUGUAAUCUUGAACAUCGUCUUUCUUAAAAAUUCUACCUUGUCUUUCCAUCAGAAUAAAUUUCCCUUUCAUAUGUUA